Molecule: messenger RNA, 122 nt
Organism: Racocetra persica
Lineage: Eukaryota; Fungi; Glomeromycota; Glomeromycetes; Diversisporales; Gigasporaceae
Source: the annotation of a GenBank genome assembly
AUGUUGUUGCAAAAUACUUCCGUUAUCUUAUCCAAGGCCUCUAAGAGAAAUCUUCGUAAAAGGAUUUGUGUGCUACAAAAAAAGCAAAAAUUGAAAAGCCUGUUAGUUCAAUCACCAAUGAG